UCAAAAGUAGUUUCAUAGAGGAAUCAAAUAUGAAAUUGUUUGGAUCUAUACAUUGCAUACAAUAUUAUUCUUUUACUCAGGUAGUGUAAGCAUGUGACACCCUCGUAAAAUAAUUUCUCGAGUAAAACAAACAUAAAAUAUUCAAAUAUGCUUUCAAAUCAUCGAACCUUUUUCUUUUUCUUUUCGAACCAAAUAAAAAAGUAAACAAACCAUUUCAUUUUCAUUUUCAUUUACAUUGGCAUUUUCUCACUCAAGCUCUUCACUCCCAAACCCUAACUAAUCCACCAUGAUGGCGGCACAAGCCGGCUUUUCACUCUCGCUUCAAACCCACCGCCCUCGCAUGGCGGCUUCCAACUCGGUGAAGCUGCCAUCGAUCUCCGGCCGUAAGCUUCGAGUCGCUGUGAUCGGUGGUGGUCCAGCUGGAUCUUCAGCCGCCGAAGCUCUUGCCUCCGGUGGCAUUGAGACAUUCCUCUUAGAACGAGCUCCUUCCGCCGCCAAGCCUUGCGGUGGUGCAAUCCCUCUAUGUAUGCUCGACGAGUUUCAGAUCCCAUCUCACCUUAUCGACCGCCGCGUCACCCGAAUGAAAAUCAUCUCACCUUCAAACCUCGUCGUUGACUUCGGUCAAACCCUGCUCCCCAACGAGUACAUAGCAAUGCUCCGUCGCGAGGUCCUCGAUUCGUUUCUCCGCUCACGCGCCGAGUCAGCCGGCGCGUCCCUUAUCUCCGGUCUCGUCACGAGUCUCGAGGUUCCGACCUCGAAGAACGCGCCGUACGUCAUAAACUACGUAGCCACCGGCGAGGCUCGCCGGGAGCGGCUCUCGGUGGACGUCGUCAUUGGAGCCGACGGUGCAAAUAGCCGAGUCGCGAAGUCGAUCGGUGCCGGUGAUUACGUCAGCGCCAUUGCGUUCCAGGAGAGGAUCAGAUUGCCGGACAAUAAAAUGGAGUAUUAUGAGAACUGUGCUGAGAUGUAUUUGGGAAACGACGUGUCGCCCGACUUUUACGCUUGGGUAUUCCCCAAAUGCGACCACGUGGCAGUAGGUACGGGUACCGUGCGGGCCAAGAAAGAUAUCAUGGCCUAUCAAAGGGCUAUUAGGGAAAGGGCCAGCCCCAAGAUUAGUGGUGGCAAGGUUAUAAAGGUGGAGGCCCACCCGAUCCCCGAGCACCCUCGACCGGUGAGAGUACGCGGUCGAGUGGCGCUCGUGGGCGAUGCGGCGGGGUACGUGACUAAAUGUUCCGGAGAAGGAAUUUAUUUUGCUGCGAAAUCGGGAAGAAUGUGUGGAGAAGGAAUUGUUAGGGCAUCAGAACGCGGUCAAAAGAUGAUUGAAGAAGAAGAUUUGAAAAGGAAUUAUUUGAAGGAAUGGGAUAGACAAUAUGUAACAACAUUUAGGUUUUUGGAUUUGUUGCAAAGAGUGUUUUAUGGUAAUAAUGCUGCAAGGGAGGCUUUGGUAGAGCUUUGUGGGGAUGAGUAUGUGCAAAGAAUGACGUUUGAGAGUUAUUUGUAUAAGAAAUUAGCCGACGGUAAUAGAUGGAAGGAUGCUAAAAUGUUAGUUAAUACAGUUGGAAGUUUGAUGAGGUGUAGUAUUAUGGGGAGGAAUACGGAGGUUUUAAGUUUAUAGAAUUAUAUUUUGUAUUGUAUUUUGUGGAUUUUAUUUUUGGUUAAAGAUGAAAUUUGCUUACUCAAAA
Molecule: messenger RNA, 1682 nt
Organism: Cannabis sativa
Lineage: Eukaryota; Viridiplantae; Streptophyta; Magnoliopsida; Rosales; Cannabaceae
Product: geranylgeranyl diphosphate reductase, chloroplastic-like
Exons: 1
Coding region: 287-1615 (442 amino acids)
Biological process (GO): chlorophyll biosynthetic process; photosynthesis
Cellular component (GO): chloroplast thylakoid membrane
Molecular function (GO): FAD binding; oxidoreductase activity, acting on the CH-CH group of donors, NAD or NADP as acceptor
Source: RefSeq, a predicted model, not a curated record